This is a messenger RNA of Calypte anna (Anna's hummingbird), 4526 nucleotides long. RefSeq names its product zinc finger protein 512 (gene ZNF512). The record is from RefSeq and is a predicted model, not a curated record. The coding region runs from base 110 to 1804 and encodes 564 amino acids. Gene Ontology annotation, molecular function: zinc ion binding. NCBI's taxonomy places the organism in Eukaryota, Metazoa, Chordata, Aves, Apodiformes, Trochilidae. The transcript has 14 exons.
CGCUGUGAGGUGCUCGGCCGGAAGCGUCAGGACCUCGUAGCCGCGCACGGGAGGGCGGGGCGCGCGCUGACGUGGCGGCAGCGGCACCGAUACCCCCAGCACUGGCGCCAUGCGGGACGACGGGGGUAGCUCGGACACUGAGCCUGAACAUCACAGACAACAAGAAGUGAAGAGGUCUCUGGGAAACAAAAAGUCUGAGCAAUUUGAGGAGGUGGAGGCUCCUGCCCUAGGACUGCACAGUAACUAUGAUGAGACAGUCAGCAACAUCUCUGCCUCACCCAAGAGUGAAGUGAACGGAAGUGCAGAGUCCAGAAGCAAGCGGACUAUCCGCAGGCCUGCUUACUGGUUGGAAAUGAGAGGAAUAAAAAACAGCAUUAAGAAAUCUUCAGAAAAGAAAGAAGUACUACUGAAAGGCAAGAGGAAAUCUGAGCAAGAGCAAGAUGAAGAUCUUAAAGACACCCCCAGAAAGAAGCAGAAAAUUUCGGGAAAGAAACAGCAGUCUGGAACAGAACAGAACUCCAAAGCGAAAGGCCACAGCAUUCAGAAAGAACCAGAGACAUAUGGCACAGGUAGCAUGGAAGAGCAGUGGUCUUUGGAAAUUCAGGACAAAGGCAGAGUUACCUGUCCAAUGUGCCGGGCUGUGGUCAGAAAGACUGUAGAAGGACUGAAGAAACACAUGGUGAAUUGCAAGCAGGAAAUGUUCACAUGUCAUCACUGUGGGAAGCAGCUGAAGUCUUUAGGAGGGAUGAAAUACCACGUUAUGGCAGACCAUAACAAUCAGCCAGUCAUGAAGGAGGGAGGAGAGCUGGAUGAGCAGCUUGAGCGAGACCGCCUGCGGAAGGUGCUGAAGCGUAUGGGAAAACUGAAGUGUACAAGGGAGGGGUGCACAGGCAGCUUUACAAGCAUAAUGGGAUACCUGUAUCAUGUUAAAAAAUGUGGGAAGGCUGCUUCUGAGCUGGAGAAAAUGGCUAUGAAGUGCCAUCACUGUGGAAAAGCAUACAAAUCAAAAGCAGGACUUGUCUACCAUCUCCGAUCCAAGCAUGGGCCGGUCACUUUCCUCCAGGAGGAGAGAAGAACAGAGAGCUUGAAGGAAAUAAAACAGGAACCAAGUAACACAGGCAGAGUUCAGAGGAGAUCUGCAAAGGUGGCAGUCUACUAUCUCCAUGAGCUAGCUGGAGAAGAGCUGGCCAAAGAGUGGCCCAAGAGAAAAGUUCUGCAGGACUUGAUUCCAGAUGACCGCAAGCUGAAAUAUACUCGUCCUGGACUGCCUACGUUUAGUCAAGAUGUUUUAUGCAAGUGGAAAACAGAGAUAAAGAUGUACCGAAGAGUCCACUGCCCAAAUGAGGGUUGUGAAUCUGUGUAUGGCAGUGUCUCAGGACUCAAAUCUCACCUUGGCACAUGUACCUUGGGAGACUUUGUGGCUGGUAAAUACAAGUGUCUCCUGUGUGAGAAGGAGUUCAUUUCAGAGAGUGGAGUCAAGUAUCACAUCAACUCUGUGCAUUCUGAGGACUGGUUUGAUGUGAACACAACUACCACCAAAAGCUUUGAGAAGCUCAUGAAAAUCCGCCAAAGAGAAGAGCAAAGGAAGCAGCGGAAGAAACGCUCUCUUACCCGGGGCAAAAAGAAGAGAACUGGAACCCUGGCUGCCAAGAAGCUUCCCACUGCUGGAGCUGAAAAAGUGAGACGUAAGAGAGGUCGUCCACGGCGGGUGGACAAUGAGAGCAUGAGCAGUGAGGAGAGGGAGCCCCAAGCUGCACAGAGAGACGAAUUUCCAAAAACCAGCCGCAAGCGUGGCCGAAAAUAAACCCCUAAAAGAAGAAGAGGAGUAAUCCUAAAGCUUUUCUGUUACAAACCCCACUUCUGUCAGGCUCAUAAUCCACAGCACCAAUAUAAGCAGCUGAACAUCUCUGGGGCUGAGUAUCCAUUCUACUUGGUGACCUUGAUUUUUAAACUGUUGCCUCUUUUCAGUUGUGAGAGACUUCAAACCAAAGCUGUGGUGCAGAGGCUGCCUCGCCCAGCUUAGUUCCCUCAGACAAUGGCACUAGCAGUGUCCUUAGUGUAGUUCCUGCUCUGGUUACAGUCUGGGUCACAUUAGUUGCUUGUUUAGUGAUUCCCAGUGCAGCAGCCAUCUGUUUUGUCAUCAUCUUCUAAUGGGCAAGAUCAGGGUUCUUUUUCAGCAGUUCUCCAUAUAAGGGACUGAGUAGCACAGUAUUUAGGUCUUUGACGGGGGGAUCCUUUCUUACACCAUAUGCACACAGACUGAGCAGCACUGUGCAGAACAGAAAGGCAUUAACUCGCCCUCUAACUGUCCUACCUGCUGUCAGCAAGAGGAGCAGACACCUUCCCAGGGCAUGUUCUGCAGGAGAUACUGUCUCUGCUUCAUACACUGAUGUUUGGGCUCAGCACCAGCCAGCAGCACCUGAGCUCUGGUCUGCUUGGAAGUGAUGGGACAUUGUUAUUGUCCUUACCAGGAAAACAGUAUUCUUUCAGCAUCUAUCUUCUGUAGCACUGGGCAUUGAAUGAAUGUAGAGGGUUUUCCAGUCCCAGAAGUAAAUGCUCCCAAGCCUUUUGAAGAUUCUGGCCUUUCAGAGACACCCAGGAACCAGUAUAAUAGGAUGAUCUUCUGUGGACCCCCCUGAAGACUGCUUGUUUCAGACUAACCUGGGAAAUAACCUUCCUGCAAGACAGUGCACAUCUACCGUUGCAGCCUGGCUGAUGCUGAAGCCCAGGUGCCACUAAACUGCCCCACCAAGUGUUGUUAUUUGACCUGCCCAUGCUCCUAUAGUGUCCUUUUUCUUUCUGCACUGUAGACACCACCUUUGUUGUCUUAUAUCACCUGUUUCUUUUCAAUACUGCUUCCUUUGUGUGAAUGAGGUAUAUUAGCAGUAGCUUCCUGUGUGGAAAAGGUCAGAAGAGGGUUCAUUGUUUUAAACCAUGUGUUGUCAUGAACUUGGGAUCAUUGGGAUCAGAUGAUGGCAAGCAGCAGAUGUCAUAGAAACUGGAAUGGAGCAGGAGCUCAGGCAGCCCUACUCUCUUCCAGAGAGUCUCUGGCAUAUCUGUUAUCCAAAGACUCACUGUAGCAGGAACUUGCAAAAUUUGACCUUUUCCAUGCAGUUUUGCAGGCAAGAAAGUAGGCAGCUGACUCUGUGUCACCUCCCAGUGAAUUUUCACUGCCUACCAAAGUGGCUGGUGAUGAAGUUCACCGGUAAGCCACCUCAGUGCCUGCUCAACAGGCAGGCUCACACAUGUGUGUUAUUAGCAGAGUAAUCUCCCUGAACCUGGCAGUGGGAAGUUCUGUGUGGUCAGGGUGUUUUCCGGGGCUGCCUCCCCUGUGGAAUAAGCAAAGCAGACUCAGUCUGAGCAUAGGCUAUCUCCUGGAGAUUGACACUGGCGUGGUGGUAGGAUUCCCCUGCAGGAGGGACACUGCCUCUGGGAACCAGCUGUUCCAGUGCUGUGCAGGGAAUACAGACACAUGGGCUUGUGUGCAGGGUGUGUGAGGUUUGCAGUACCAGGGCCAAGAUCAGAAUAGGACAAAAUAAAACGUCGCCACUGCAAGAAUGUGAUUGGGUUUUUUGUUUUGUUUUGUUUGGGGUUUUUAUGUCUGUUUGGUGUGUGUUGUUCUUGGUAUCAUCCCCACAUGCACAGCACACUGCAGCCUGCCCACUUGGGUCUCCUGUAUACUCAUCUGUCAGUUCUGUUUCUCCUCAGUACUCCACCCUACACUGUCCUUUGACAACACAUUUGCUACCUCCUGCCCAAUAGGUGGACAACAUGCUAAACCGAGGAAUUGAAGGAGGGGUUUUGUAGUGAAUUUCAGUAUAGAGUCCUGCUUACUUCCAUUGAUGAGUUACUAUCCAGUCCUGAUUUCUAGACAUGGAUGCUUUGUAGAGUUACAUCAGUUUGUAGAGUUACAUGACAUUUCCACAUAAUGGGACAGGUAGAAAAAAUUGUUACCCAGCAGCUGAUCCAUGCUCCACCAGUGCUGGAGUAGCUUGUUUGCUGGAUUGGCUCAAGCUGGUAAGAAGUGGUGGCACUGCUGCAGCUGGACCAACACUGCCUAGUGUUACUGCUCUGAGGGCAGGGGAGAAUUUAGCUUCAAGGAAGAUAUUUUAAUUGGGGAGUUCACACAAUCAUGUGUAUACAGGGCUAUAAGUGACAUGUAAAACCAGGUAGCUGUACCACAGCCUACUGUGCAACAAUUUGCUAUACAAGCACCCAUGAAUCUACUGUUUACUCCACUGGCAAGAGUUCAGGUGGCCUAAUGUUCUGCAAAUCCAAGUCCAAAUUCUACCCUACAGUAUCACAGAAUAGUUUGGAUUGGAAGGGACCUUUAAAGACCGUCUUGUGCAACCCCCUGCUGCAGGCAAGCACAUUUUUGAUUGGGUGAGUUUGAUCAAAACCCUGUCCAACUUGCCCUUGAACACUUCCAAUGAGGGGACAUCCAGGGUUUCUUAGGGCAACCUGCUUCAGUGUCUCAUCACCCUCAUCCUACAAAAUUUCUUCCUUCUGUCCAGUCUAAAUUUACC